AUGCAGAGAACACGCGAGACAGCCGUGGUCAAGUCCCUGCUGCUGUUGAUAUUGGGGCUUGCCAUCCUGAGGGAGGUAACAGCUCAUCCGAAGAAACCCAUAGCACGGGCUCUUGUCCCCCAGAAGGCUGGGAACUGCCCUCCUCUGGAGGAUAAGAGUGUGAGAGUUGACCUCCGCAUCUUCAAUCAAAACCAGGGUGUUUCUGUCUCACAUGACUUCCAGAACCGCUCCAGCUCCCCAUGGGAUUACAACAUCACCCGAGACCCCCACCGGUUCCCCUCAGAGAUUGCUGAGGCCCAGUGCAGAUAUUCAGGCUGCAUCAAUGCGCAGGGGCAGGAAGACAGCUCCAUGAACUCCGUCGCCAUCCAGCAAGAGAUCCUGGUCCUCCGGAGGGAGCCCCAGGGCUGUCCUAAUUCCUUCCGGCUGGAGAAGAUGCGGGUGAAGGUGGGCUGCACCUGCGUCACGCCCAUAGUCCGCCGCGCAGCCUGA
Messenger RNA from Microtus oregoni (creeping vole), 489 nucleotides. It is a transcript of the gene Il17f, whose product is annotated as interleukin 17F. NCBI's taxonomy places the organism in Eukaryota, Metazoa, Chordata, Mammalia, Rodentia, Cricetidae. Bases 1 to 489 code for a protein of 162 amino acids. Gene Ontology annotation, biological process: inflammatory response. The record is from RefSeq and is a predicted model, not a curated record. Gene Ontology annotation, molecular function: cytokine activity. Gene Ontology annotation, cellular component: extracellular region. The transcript has 3 exons.